This is a messenger RNA of Rubroshorea leprosula, 2033 nucleotides long. Lineage: Eukaryota; Viridiplantae; Streptophyta; Magnoliopsida; Malvales; Dipterocarpaceae. The record is from the annotation of a GenBank genome assembly.
CAUCACUUCGUAAAAUUGAAAAUCCAACCAUGACGAAGCCAUUCCUGUUUGCACCAUUCUCCUUUCUCGCAAUCUCAUUCUUCCUCCUCCUGAACCCAACCGCCGCUCUCCCUGGACAUGAUUCCACCGCCGGCUCUAUGGUCAAGAAAAGCCAACGGACGAUCUUGGUCGAGACACAGUAUGGGCAGGUCUCGGAAGUUAACAUCUCUACCGGUGAAAAUGGGCCAUACCAUCUUGAGUUCAUCACACUGGACCCAAACUCCCUCUUUCUUCCCGUGCUUUUGCAUGCAGAUAUGGUGUUCUAUGUCCACACAGGAAGUGGAACGUUGAGUUGGGCUGAUGAUGAUGAAACAAAGACGGUUAAUCUCAGGCGAGGAGAUAUUUACAGGCUGCAACCAGGCUCUGUUUUCUAUGUUCAAAGCAACGUGGAUCCAGAAAUGGAGAAGCUUCGAAUUCAUGCGUUCUUCAGUAAUGCAGAUGACGCCUCUUUUGAGGCAUCAAUUGGAGCAUAUUCAAGCCUUGUCGAUCUGGUUUUCGGCUUCCACACAAAAACUCUCCAAUCAGCUUUUAAGGUUCCUGAGGAGGUUAUAGAAGCAAUGAGAAACACGACCAGGCCGCCGGUGAUAGUGCACGUGGCGUCGAAGAAGAGAAUGACUUUCAGGGAAUUGGAAGCUCGGUUCUUGAAAACCAUUCUAGGUGGAAACAGGGGUGACUUUUUCGACUUUGACAAUAAGAAGAAGAAGAAGAAAACAAAGGUAUAUAACAUCUUUGAGGCAGGGCCAGAUUUCAAGAACUGUUAUGGAUGGAGCGCAACAGUGGACAGCCAAGACUUGCGCUUCUUGAAGGGCUCAAAUGUUGGUGUCUUCAUGGUGAACUUAACAAAGGGUUCAAUGAUGGGGCCGCAUUGGAAUCCAAGUGCUACUGAGAUCGCAGUAGUGUUGCAAGGGGAAGGAAUGGUUCGGAUGGUUUGUUCGAGCAGGGGUAAACAAUCGAAAUGCAAGAACAUGAGCUUCAGGGUUAAGGAAGGAGAUGUGUUUGCAGUGUCGAGGUUCCAUCCUAUGGCUCAGAUGUCUUUCAACAACGAUUCAUUGAUUUUCAUGGGGUUCAGCACGACAACAAAGAAAAACUAUCCUCAGUUCAUAGCAGGAAAGAGAUCCGUUUUACAAGUUAUGGACAAAAGAAUAUUGGCUUUGUGUUUCAAUGUGACAAACACAACGCUUGAUCAGAUUGUGUCUCAACAGCAGGAUUCACUCAUAUUGGAUUGCACUUCUUGUGCUGAAGAGGAGGCAAGCAUAAUGGAGGAAGAAAUCCGAAGGGAAGAAAAGAAGGAAGAGGAGAAAGCCAGGAGAGAAGAGGAAGAAAGACAACAGAGGGAGAAAGAACAAGAGCAGAAACAAGAAGAGGAAGAAGCCAGGAAGAGAGAGAAGGAGGAAGAGGAAGCAAGGAAAAGGGAGGAAGAGGAGGCUAGAAAGAGAGAAGAGGAAGAGGAAGAAGAAGCCAGGAGACAAGAGGAAGAAAGACGACAGAGGGAGAAAGAACAAGAGCAGAAACGAGAAGAGGAAGAAUCCAGGAAGAGAGAGGAGGAAGAGGAGGCUAAAAAGAGAGAAGAGGAAGAGCAAGAAGAAGCUAGGCAAAGAGAGGAGGAAGAGGAAGCCAGGAGACAACAAGAGCGAAAACGAGAAGAGGAGGAAAGAGAGAAAAAGAUAGGAGAAGAGGAAGGGAAACAGUGGGAAGAAGAAGAAGCUAGUCAGAGGGCUGAAAAAAGGAGGCGAGAAGAAGCUAAAGCUUGGGAGCAAGAAGAGGUCAGAAAACAGGAAAAAGAAAGAAAAACGAUGGGAAGGGAGGAAGAAGAGAAAGAAGAAUGGGGAGAACCAGAGACAACGCUGAAACGCGGAGCUUUUUGGAUCUGAUCAAAGCACGUAAAUAUUGAAGUUUCCAUCCUGCACUUUUCCGUUUUCCACUUCCUGUUUAAGUUUUCAAGCUUUUUUUUUUUUUUUUUUGGUUUUACUGUCCUUUCCCAGUUUAAGUUUGAU